Molecule: messenger RNA, 1131 nt
Organism: Anolis carolinensis (green anole)
Lineage: Eukaryota; Metazoa; Chordata; Lepidosauria; Squamata; Anolidae
Gene: klf2
Product: KLF transcription factor 2
Exons: 3
Coding region: 53-811 (252 amino acids)
Biological process (GO): regulation of transcription by RNA polymerase II
Molecular function (GO): RNA polymerase II cis-regulatory region sequence-specific DNA binding; DNA-binding transcription factor activity, RNA polymerase II-specific
Source: RefSeq, a predicted model, not a curated record
CCCACCCGCCACCGCUCUCCUGCCUUCCUACCGUCCUUCUCCUUCUCUCGCCAUGGCCACCGCCAGCCUCCCCUCCUUCGCCUCCUUCUGUUGCGCCGCCGCCACCGCCGAGAGCCGAUUCCAGCCGGACCCCUCGUGGCUCUGGCCCUGCGCCCUGGAGGCCCGCCUGCCCCCGGAGGAGGAGGAGCCUCGUUACCACGGCGACCCCGAGGAUGAGGAGGAGGACGGGGACCUGAACUCGGUGCUGGACCUGAUCCUGUCCAUGGGGGGCGGGGGCGGGGUCUACCCGGAGGAGGGGGCCCCUCGCCCGCCCUGCUGCGCCCUGGAGGGCCCGCCCUUCCCCGCCGCCUUCGAGGCCCCGCCCGCGCCCCCCCUCCCGGUGCAGGGGCGCUUCGUCUUCGUGCGGCCUGCACCCCCGAGCCCCGAGGCGCGCCUGGACUUUGGGCCCUUCGGGGCCUUCCCGGACGUGGCCCCCUCGCCGACCCCGCCGCCGACCCCGCCGGAGCCCAAGGCCAGGAGGGGCCGCCGCGCCUGGCCACGCAAGCGCCCCGCCGCCCACUCCUGCUCCUACGCCGGGUGCGGGAAGACCUACACCAAGAGCUCCCACCUCAAGGCCCACCUGCGCACGCACACCGGCGAGAAGCCGUACCACUGCAACUGGGAAGGCUGCGGCUGGAAGUUCGCCCGCUCGGACGAGCUGACCCGCCACUACCGUAAGCACACCGGGCACCGGCCCUUCCCUUGCCCGCUCUGCGACCGCGCCUUCUCCCGCUCGGACCACCUGGCCCUCCACAUGAAGCGGCACCUUUAAGGGGCGGACCGCCGGAAGUACGGCACGCGCGGGCCGGAAGUACGGCACUCCUGGACACAAAGGGGACCGGAAGUGUAUGUUCUGGAGCCCCUUUUAAAGGGACAGGGCGCUUCUGAUGUAAACAGAAACCAGCCAAGCACGUGACGAUGUGUGUCUGCACUGUAUAUAUAUAUAUAUAUAUAUAGAGAGAGAGAGAGAGAGAGAGAGACUGUUAUGUUUUUUAUAUAUAUUGUAAAUAGCGGGAGACAACAAUGGGCCCAUUCCUUUCGAUUAUUAUUUUAUAUAAAAAUAAUAAAAAUAUUGUAUAUAUAUUUAAAGAA